Messenger RNA from Diceros bicornis minor, 3776 nucleotides. RefSeq names its product zinc finger protein 804A (gene ZNF804A). The record is from RefSeq and is a predicted model, not a curated record. Gene Ontology annotation, cellular component: nucleus. The transcript has 4 exons. Lineage: Eukaryota; Metazoa; Chordata; Mammalia; Perissodactyla; Rhinocerotidae. Bases 13 to 3633 code for a protein of 1206 amino acids.
GGCGGCUGCCCCAUGGAGUGUUACUACAUUGUCAUCAGCUCCACGCAUCUCAGCAACGGGCACUUUCGCAACAUCAAGGGAGUUUUCCGGGGCCCUCUCAGCAAGAACGGGAACAAAACUCUGGACUACGCUGAGAAGGAGAACACCAUAGCAAAAGCUCUGGAAGACCUGAAGGCCAAUUUUUACUGUGAACUCUGUGACAAGCAGUACUAUAAGCAUCAGGAAUUUGACAAUCACAUUAAUUCAUAUGACCAUGCUCACAAGCAGAGGCUCAAAGAACUGAAACAAAGGGAAUUUGCUCGAAAUGUAGCAUCUAAAUCCAGAAAAGAUGAAAGAAAACAGGAAAAGGCACUCCAACGCCUGCACAAGCUGGCCGAGCUAAGAAAGGAAACUGUAUGUGCUCCUGGAAGUGGCCCCAUGUUCAAGUCAACAACUGUUACCGUGAGAGAAAAUUUUAAUGAAAUUUCCCGCAGAGUUGUUGUGGAUUCAGUUAAUAACCAGGAAGAUUUCAAAUAUACUUUGAUUCAUAGUGAAGAGAAUGCUAAAGAUGUUACCACUGUUGCUGCAGACCCAGAAAGCGCAAAUAACUAUACAGCAAAAAAUAACCAACUUGGAGAUCAAGCCCAGGGAAUUCACAGACACAAAAUUGGCUUUUCUUUUGCAUUUCCAAAGAAAGCAUCCAUGAAACUGGAGUCCUCAGCUGCAGCCUUCUCUGAACACAAUGAUGAUGCCUCUGUGGAAAAAGGAUUUAGCAGAAAAAGUAGAUUUGUCCCCGGUGCUUGUCAUCUUCAACUAUCUUCUCCAACAGAUGUAAUUUUGGGUUCUGAGGAGAAAGCUAACUCUUUUCAUCUACCAGAGGGAAUGUGCACUGACAAAGAAUCUGCUCAAACUCAAGAGAUUAAAGAAGUUUCUAGUGAACAAAAUACAUUGUUACCUUCAUUUUGCCAGUUUCAACUUCCUGUAUCUUCAGAUGCAGAUAAUUGCCAAAAUUCAGUCCCAUUAGCAAAUCAAAUAACACUGGAAGAUGUUAUUAUUAAUGAAGACACACCUAUGAGUGGUAAUAACUCUGAGUUGUUAGGAAAUAAAUCCACGGUUCUUGAUAUGGCUAAUGAUUGCAUAUCUUUGCAAACUACAACAGAGGAAAAUGCUAAGGACGAUGAUGUAUCCACAAUUGAAGUUGACAAUAAAAAUCAGGGUCCUGAGAUGUUGGCCGCUUCAAAUUCUGAAGAGAAUAAUAUAACCUUACAUAAAAAAUCAGAUUCAUAUAAAAGACCAAGUGAGCCAUUUGUACCCGUACUUAACAAAGACGGAUCCACAGUUCUACAGUGGCCAUCAGAGAUGCUGAUUUACACAACUACUCAACCAUCAAUUUCUUAUAGCUGUAAUCCUCUCUGUUUUGACUUCAAGUCCACUAAAUUAAACAACAAUCUAGAUAAAAAUAAGUUGCCCUCAAAUGAUCUUUAUUCUCAGCAGAAAGGAGAAGACAUUUGCAAGAGGCCAGUUUUGGAUUGCAAGGAUGCAUCAACUGCAGGACUCACUGACAAUGAAAUUGGAGGUAGCAGAAACAAAUACACCCAAGUCACUCCUCUUUUGGCUGAUGAUAAUCUCUCCAGUAGUUGUGAUUUUGGAAAAAAUGAGAAUAUGGCUCAGAGUUAUAAAAAUAUUUCCUGUAGGAUCAGAAAAACAAAAAAAUAUAAUUUUAUUAAAAAUCAAAUAAAACAGAAUACUGUAGAUGAGAAAUAUGACAAAAUAAGGUUAAAGGAUACUCAUGAACACUGGUUCCAUAAAAAUAGAAGAAAGAAAAAAAGAAGAAAGUUAUGUCAGCAGCAUCAUGGGGAGAAAAUCAAAGAAUCAGAAACUCACUUCAAAAUGGAAACGGAAAAUAGUUACACUGAUACAACUAGGAAAACUUUACUGGAAACAAUUUCCGAAAAGCAGUAUUUAGCUGCAGAGCAAUUAUUGGACUCACAUCAAAUACCUGAUAAAAGUCCCAAAUCAGCAUCUACAAAUUUAAGUGAAAAUGAAGAAAUAUGUAAAACCUGGAGCACUGAAUGCAAUAAUGAUGCUAUCAGCUCUAAAAACCACUGUAAAAAGAACUCAAUUGUUUUAAAUGGACAAUCCAAUCCAACAAUGAUACAUUCUGGGAAACAUAAUGUAACAUAUUCCAGAACUUGCUGUAGUUGGAAAGCCAAAAUGUCCAGCUGUAGUCAGGAUCACAGAUGCCUAGUUCUUCAAAGUGACACAAAAUGCCUGAGUCCGAAUCAGGCUGUUAAAAGAGGUUAUAAUUCUCUUAUUAAUGAAUCAGAAAGAUUCCAUCGAAAACGAAGACAACAUUCAUGUUCUUAUUCUUCAGAUGCAAGUUUAAAUCGACAAAAUUAUAUACCAGAAGAAUUUUUGAGGCCACCACAUGCUUCUGCACCCUGUAAGCCUAAAAGGAAAAGGAGGAGAAAAAGAAGCAGAUUCCACACCGGAUUUGAAGCUUUGGAACUCAAAGAGAAUACCGGUUAUCCCAGGAAAGGCAAUUCUUCCUUACAUCACCAGGAUAACUUAAUAAGUGAAGAUAAAAAAGAGGAAAUAAAACCACAAGAAAUUGCAGAUGUCGAAAGGAACUCGGAACAAACAGACCAAGUAGAAAAUAAACUGACCUUGCCUCCUAGCAGCCCUCUUCCUUCUGAAACCAGUGGGGAAACUGAGCCUUUAGUAAUGGAGACCACUUCUGGUGAAUUGCCAGAGAUUUCCAAUGAACGCACCACACCUGUCUAUGUAGCCAGUGCCCCAAGAAAAGAAGAAAUUGACAAUACCUUGCUGGAACACAAAGAAAGAAGUGAGAACACAAAUGUUAAUGAAAAGCAAAUUCCUUUCAAGGUGCCUAACAUUGAAAGGACCUUUAGGCAAUCCCAACCUAAAUCAUACCUUUGCCAUUAUGAACUGGCGGAAGCCCUUCCACAAGGAAAGAUGAACGAGGCAUCCACUGAGUGGCUGCGUUUUAAUUCAGGAAUCCUUAACGCGCAACCAUUACCAUUCAAAGAAGCACAUGUCAGUGGUCAUACCUUUGUUACAACAGAACAAAUCCUGGCUCCAUUAGCUUUACCAGAACAAGCAUUACUGAUCCCAAUAGAAAACCAUGACAAAUUCAAAAAUCUACCGUGUGAAGUCUACCAGCACAUCAUCCCCCCGAACAUGCUGGCCAACAAGGUCAAAUUUACUUUUCCUCCAGGUGCCCUCCCACCCCCUAGCACACCUCUGCAGCCUUUGCCUUUGCAACCGCCCUUAUGUUCUACCUCUGUAACCACUAUACACCACACUGUUUUGCAGCAGCAUGCGGCAGCCGCUGCAGCGGCAGCCGCAGCCGCAGCUGCAGGAACAUUUAAAGUGCUUCAACCACACCAACAGUUUCUUUCCCAAGUCCCGGCUCUCACCAGAACAUCGUUACCUCAGAUCUCAGUAGGACCAGUAGGACCAAGACUUUGUCCUGGGGACCAGCCAACUUUUGUUGCUCCUCCUCAGAUGCCAAUCAUCCCAGCUUCAGUUCUUCAUCCUGGCCAUCUGGCUUUCCCGCCUCUACCCCAUGCACUCUUCCCUACCCUGCUUUCCCCUCACCCUACUGUCAUUCCACUGCAGCCCCUUUUCUGAUCAUCAUCAUCGAAAGGAAAGAAAAUAUUCACAUGGAAACUAUUGCUACAUGCGUAAAUGCUCAUCUAAGCGGAUAAUUGCCUACUUAAAUGGUGGAAAUAAACUAGCCAAAAGAUGGCCUCAUUAUAUGAAAUCAUUUACUG